Periophthalmus magnuspinnatus is the source of this 5135-nucleotide messenger RNA. RefSeq names its product cordon-bleu WH2 repeat protein (gene cobl). Gene Ontology annotation, molecular function: actin monomer binding. The record is from RefSeq and is a predicted model, not a curated record. NCBI's taxonomy places the organism in Eukaryota, Metazoa, Chordata, Actinopteri, Gobiiformes, Gobiidae. Gene Ontology annotation, biological process: actin filament polymerization; actin filament network formation. Gene Ontology annotation, cellular component: actin filament; perinuclear region of cytoplasm; dendritic growth cone.
CAAAGCGGUUUAUGGCCAGGGCAGGGACGCAAAGAUUAUUUCAAGUGGAUUUGUCAGAUGACUCCACCAAACAUGAACAUGUGCUCUAAAGACUAGUUGUAUUAAGGUGGCAUGGAGAAGACACGGACUUGAAGGCUGCAGCGGACUUAGGGGAGCCGAUUGUUUCCACCACCGCUUUUAUUUACCCCAAUGAUGAACGUCUCCAAACCUCCUAUAGGGAAAAGGAUGAAACCGCGUGCGCCACCACCUCCUCAGGUACCACAGCCUGCCCCGCGGCGCACAUUCAGAAAUGCUAACUCUCAAGAUGAGGCCACUGACAGAGACAUGAAGGAGAACAUGCUGAGUCAGUCAUUGGAGCUGAGGCUGACUCUGCCCACAGGAUUUCAAACCAAUGUAAUUGAGGACGGCAGCAAAGCGCUGAUGGACGUUCUGGUUGAGCUGUGCAGCCGUUACCACCUGAACCCCUCACUACACACUCUGGAGCUAUUCACACCUGAGGGCCACCCUUUGGGCUUCAAGCCCAACGCGCUGCUAGGGUCCCUUAAUGUUGCCUGUGUCCUCAUCAAGGAGAAAGUGCUGGAGGAGAGACAAGUGCGCCGACCUGCACCCAAAGUGCCCGAAAAAACAGUGCGUUUGCUGGUGAAUUAUCAUGGCAGUCAGAAGGCAGUGGUGCGGGUGAACCCGCAGUUGUUGCUGCAGGAUCUCGUACCUGUCAUCUGUGACAAGUGUGAAUUUGAUCCAGCUCUCAUCGUGCUCCUAAAGGACAGCAUCAGUCGCCAAGAGUUACCACUGGACAAGUCUCUGUCGCAUCUGGGAGUCAAGGAGCUUUAUGUGCACGACAAAAGUCUAGUCCUCCAGCCUAAAAUGGCUUCAGCACCUGCCCUUAAUUAUUCAGACUCUCUGUGCUCUAGUACGAACAGUUUGGCCAGAGCAGAGAAGAAAGGUCUCUUGGGUAUCUUUCCAUUCAGCAGGAGAAAAUCUAAGACAACAUCUCUGGACAUGGAGGAUUACAAUGACGCAGAGGCACACUCUAAUGCUGUGUCUACCAUGCUUGGGUCACAGUAUGUUGAAGAACGCCCUCAUAUGAGCCAGUCACAAUCGUCCAUGAACAUCUCCAAGACAUCUCCUAAAGCUGAGGCAAAGAAGAGGAGAGCCCCCGCUCCACCUGGAGUCUCUACUCACUCUACUGAGCACUUAAGCUAUGACACAAAUCAGAUCAGUCUCGGCUUGGACGCUCAGCAAAGGAAAAGGAAAGCUCCUGCCCCACCCCCAACACCAGUGUCUCUCUCUUCUGGCUCCGAGGACGUGUCUGCCACUGCCACACCUGUCAGCCAACACAUCCAAGACCCCACCCCAGUGUUCCACACCAAAGGGUCAGAGUCAACCACCCUCACCACCACCACCACUGUAGUAAUAGAAGACAUGAAACCUGUAGCGCCCAUAACAGAGCAAUCUGCUGCAUGCUUUACCAGUCUGGACCUCAGACCUUCUACACCAAGCAGUACCACCUCCGAUAGCCUCGCUGUUCAAGACUCCAGCUCUGAAUUCAGCCAAAGCCUUGAAGAAUCAGAUGCUGCUUCUCACUGUAGCACUACCACUGGCACUACGGUUAGUGGAUUCGCACAAGUCCAGUCCAUAACAAAAAGCUCAAUUUCCAGAACAAAGAAAUCAGAAAGCACCACCAACAUAUCGUCAGCUGAUGUGACUACAGCCAGCAGCUCCAGGUCUGACACAGAGUCAGCCAUCAACCUUAAAAUGGAGGAAACUGAGAACAACAGGCACAGUGGAGUUGCUUGGCUCCACUCCAUGCAAAGCUCUGCAGCCAAAGGUCAGUGUAAAGAGAUAUCUCCAGAGGAAACAGUGUCUUUGGGCAGUAAUAGCAGUGGCAUGAGCUUACCAGACCAGGGCUACACUGCCUCAGAAGGCAUGGUUGAUGGAGAAGACUCUGGUGUGGUUAGCUCACCCUCUGAGACCCACACCACAUCCCCAGAUGGGAGCCUGUCUCUGGAUGGAAGCACUGGAGGAGAGAGACGCAUGGGAACAGCCGCAGACAAUUUUAGUGACAGCGAUGAAGGGUCCUGGGGUUCCCGGCACAGAAGCAGUGACAUUACACCACAUCCCAGGACAGACAGGCUCAAGCAUCAAGAUCUGUCCGCUCAGCUUCAUCAGACUUUGGCGGAUUUAGAGUCAUGUCUCGCAGACACUAAUGAGGUCCCAGUUUCUAUAGUGGACCAUGAUGUGCCAGUCACAACUAUAGAUGAAGUCUUGCCUGAUGAAGGGUUUUGGGCUGAUUCAAUCGUCGCCAACGCCUCAAGCUUCAGUGAUGACUUUCUCAAACAUAAGCAAAACUCUAUGCAAGAACCAUCCAAAACACAUAAGAAGAAAGACACUACCAUGGAAUUAAAAGCAAAAGAAAUAAAAAAGACAGAAGCAACUGUUCAGAAUAAAUCAUCCUUCGAAGCAAAGUCUAAUUGUCCAGAGCAAAAGGACUAUAAUAAAAGUGACAUUAAACCUGAGGAGAAGAAUAUCCACCAAGCUGCUCUGAAACAAGUGACUCAAGAAGCUGUUGAUUUGCCCAAAGUUCACCACACUAUAUCCACUUCUAAACCCUUUCAAAGUAAAAUCACUCCCAAUGUCACGUCACGUUUUGGGAUGAAAACAUUUACGGUUGUACCUCCUAAACCAGCUGUCUUACAUGCUACUGCAGGAGAGCCUCCCGCUACAACCCCUGGUGCCAUAAAGAUUGACGAACAAGGGAACAUGGUAAAGGUGUUCCAUCACAGAACUCCUGGUGUAUCAGACUUGAGAAAUGGCCAUGAUUCUUCUCCAUGGAAAGCCAAAGCCUUCUGGAGCUCAAAUGAAAAGCAGGAAGGUGCUGUGGGCCCAAAUAAAGGUCAAGCUGAUAAGGCAAGAGACAGUUUGGAUAGCCAUAAAAGUGCUUGGACAAAAACCUGUGAAAUUACCCAGAAGUCCAUUGAAACAGGGAGUUGGAAAACUUCCCAAGGGGCACUUUCUAAAUCUACCCCACAAAUAGAGUCUAAAGAAACUGCGGAAGAUGCUGCUGAACAAAUACGAGAUAUUGACUUUAAGCAAAAGGAUAACACAAUAGCAGAAGACAAGAUUUCACCAACUGUCAUCUCAAGUCAGAGGCCUGCACAACCUCCAUUUAUAACAGAUGUGAGAAGAGACCUUACUUUCCUCAAGCCAUCCAGACGAACCUCCAGCCAAUAUGUUGCAUCUGCUAUCACAAAAUAUGCCCCCAAAACAACCAUCAAACCUGAUUAUAACCCCGCAAGUCAGGAGUUUACCCCCAAAACACAAAAUACUGGCUAUCCGAAAUCGGGCCGAUCAAUACAAAUCAAUCCUCAACACUCAUUCCCUUCAAGUAAUACAGACAGUUCAAGUUUUACAUCCAACCCCUCUGGUCCAAAGAGGUCCAUUAGUUACCCUGAAUAUAUAUUGGACAGACAAGAAGAUGGCACUGAUGAUGUGAAGGAGGCAGGAACUUCAGAAAUGAGCUUUGAAUUUGGAAAGGAAAGUUUUAGGAUACAAGAAACGCAAAAAUCUGCCAAUAACAAGUCAGUUUCCUCAACACAAUUGAAUGUUAAAGUUAGUGAUACGUUCAAAUCUGUUCAGCGCCGAAGUCCAAGUCCAUCUCCCAGCCGCCCUCUGGACUCAUCGGCUAAACCACCUACAGGACUGAAGAACCAAGAGCAGGCAUUGGAUAAUCCAGUCACUAUCCUGCCUUCAAACCCCAAAACAGACAAGACCCCUUCAGUUACAAUAACAGACAGUGAGGCGAGCCCCGAGCCUCCAGCUGUGACAGUGUUUGGGCCAGUGAAGAAGUUUAGACCGGUCAUCUGCAGAUCAGUGGAGAAGGAGACAUCUCUACACAGCAGCCUUAUGGAGGCCAUACAGAGUGGAGGGGGCAAGGAAAGGCUCAAGAAGAUUUCCACCUCUGGGGCGAAGAAACCAUCUUAUGUUGAGGAGGAGAGUGAGAGAUCUGCUUUAAUGGCAGCCAUUAGAGCCCAGGGCAACUCCGGGAGGCUUAGAAAGACCAAAUCUGAAGCUGCUGGGGAGCUGGAAAACUUCAGAAAGACUGCCUUGGAUGUAAACAGCAGUGCCCAGAUUUCUUCCACACCGUUUUCUCCCCAGUCCUCAGUACCUCCACCUCCUGCACCCCCAGUGGCACCUCCUCCAACCCCUCCUGUCCUACCAGCACCAAAAUCCUUCACCCUGUCACAACAAAACAUGAACUCAGCCAUGGCGAGGGAGGCCAUGCUGGAGGCUAUCCGCUCUGGAUCAGCCGCAGAGAAGCUAAAAAAGGUCGCUGUGCCCGCAAAGACCGUUCAAGUGAACGGGAAACUGGGAACGAUCAAGGCAACAUCCUCCACUAUGUCGUAGUUUAGAAAGACAGUACUUAUCACCUCUAGUUUUAUGUUUUUGUUCUUGUGUAAGAAGUGACUCACAAGUGAAUCACAUGUUGAUGAUGUAAACUGGAGGACAACAGAGGGUAAGGGUAUCUGCAGUAAAAGUUAAGCAUGAACGCACUUUUGCCAAAUGCCUCAUAUUAUAUUCUUUACACAGUUUUCUGGUCAUAUCUUGCCAUGCAUACUUGAAUUGAUUGUAACUCAAGCAGCGGGAAACGUGCCAUUGAACAAGGGAUUUUUUAAGUCACAAGAUAUUUUAUAAGUUAUAGAAACCUUAUACAUUUGACAGCCAGUGUUAUGUUGGUGGCAUGGUUGAUUUUUGAAUACUUAAUGGAGUGCAAUAUUUGAAUAUGAAGUUUUUUUUUUAUUUGAUUUGAAGAAGUUCGUGUUGACUAGAUUCAAGGUACUUUUUGAUUGAUGAUGCCAUUCUGUAAAGUUUUAAGUGUGAAUUCAAAAACAACAGUGCCUGAAAUUUUAAUUCUUUCAUCUUUACCUUUAAGCUGCUGCUUUUACAAAAAAGCAUAUUUCAUACUAGAUAGAUACCUUUUCUAAAGCCUUUUAACAUGUUCAUAUUUUAAAAAAAAAAAGAAAAAAAAAAGAAGAUGGAUACCACUAAGACAGAAAGUUUAUAAACAUCAAAACUGUUGUGAAGAAGAGAACAAUAUUUACACUUAAAAUUAUUUGUUGUAUUACAGAUCGAUAGGC